Messenger RNA from Psilocybe cubensis, 744 nucleotides. RefSeq lists its product as uncharacterized. The record is from RefSeq and is a predicted model, not a curated record. The coding region runs from base 1 to 744 and encodes 247 amino acids. The transcript is spliced from 4 exons. Lineage: Eukaryota; Fungi; Basidiomycota; Agaricomycetes; Agaricales; Agrocybaceae.
AUGUCAGACAACGGAAGCCAUAGCCAUCACCACCAUCACGCUCACGGUGUCGAUGUUCUCGCCGAAGCUAACAAGAAAUUUUUCAAUGACAUGGACUACAAGGAAGUCAAAAUGCCACAAGAUCCAGAAUUUGACUUGCAAAAUUUCAUUAACAAAGCCGUCGAGGCAGUCCUCAGCCGCUACGCUUUCAACAAGGAAUCGACUACUGUCAUGGAUUUCGCAUGUAAUAUAGGACUUUUUACACGCGGACUCGAGCCAUACACCAAGCUUUUAAUUGGUGUAGACAUUUCCGAAAAGCCGGUAGAAUUGUUCAAUAAAUACGUCAAAGAGAACGGGAUUUCAUCCGACAAGAUGAAAGCUGUAUGCACCGAAUUAAAGGGAGUCGAAGGCGAACUUGAUGGUCUCAAGUUCGACGUCAUCACGUGCUCCGCUUCAUAUCAUCACUUUACAGCUGUUGAAGAAAUAACCAAGACCCUCGCAUUUUUCCUCAAACCUGGAGGAGUGUUGUUUGUUGUAGACAACACACCAAGGCAGGAUGCCAAUUCUGCCGAUCCGUCGAUAUUUCCACAAGAGUUUGGACACGUUGUUGCUCAUACAAACGGGUUCACAGAGAAAGAGAUGAAGGAUUUGAUGGAAGGAGCAGGGCUUGAUUCAUUUGUCUUUGAGCGUAUCAUGGAUUUCCAAAGCCAUGGAAGAGACGCAACACUCUUCAUAUCCCAAGCUAGGAAGCCCUUGAAGGUCUAA